Molecule: messenger RNA, 3515 nt
Organism: Momordica charantia (bitter melon)
Lineage: Eukaryota; Viridiplantae; Streptophyta; Magnoliopsida; Cucurbitales; Cucurbitaceae
Product: protein CHUP1, chloroplastic
Biological process (GO): protein localization to cortical microtubule cytoskeleton
Cellular component (GO): cortical microtubule
Source: RefSeq, a predicted model, not a curated record
ACAAGGCGUAAGAACUAACUAACUGUUGAUGGUCAACUAUAAAAUUGGAAAUUAAUGUGGAGUUUAAAUAAAGAAAGUCCAAAACCAGAGAGAGAGAGAGAAAUAAUAUGACCGUUGCCCUCCCUCCCUCGUACUACCCAACGGACGCACAAAAUUCAAAUUUCAAAAAUUCAAAACUAAAGCCAUAAAGAGAAAGCUGCCACCUUUUCUCCCAAUCCCAGUCCCCUAUGUUUCUUGGAUUUGGAGCUCUCAAUUAGUUGCUCCCACAUACAACACCUUCUCCGGCCGGCAUAAUCUGCGCUCAUUGGCUCCACCUCACUGUUCGAAGCUUCUUUUUUUCAAAAAACAAACCCCGCUCACCCUCCCUUCAUUUGAGCUGAGCUUUGUUUCGUACCCAUGUUUCAUGUUUGUAUCUUGGACAUGGAACUGGAGAGGUUGUCGUGAAAUUCUACUUGCAUUGGCAGUUUCUCCAACGGGACGAUUUUGGUUUCCUUUUAAGGUGGUUCAUACAGAAUGAAGGAGGAGAACCCAUCAGAAAGCAGAGGCAAAUCGUCGAGGUUUGCCGAUCAAAAUCAGAAUCCCAAGUGUCAAAAUCAGAAUGCGAAAGGAAAUACUGGGAAUGGGGGCUCGAAAUUGAGGGCGGCUUCUUCCUGGGGUUCUAAUAUUGUGAAAGGUUUCUCCACAGACAAGAAAACCAAAGCUCAGACUCAGAGCAAUCUCCAGCCCAAGAAGGCGCCACUUACGAGUUCGGACUUGGCAAAUCAGAAGGACAAAUUUGUUCCUUCACAUUCUCGCAUCAAGCGAUCACUGAUUGGGGAUUUGUCAUGCUCUGCAAAUCCUGCUCAAGUUCAUCCACACUCGUAUCAGACCCAUCACCGCAGACAAUCUUCUCGGGAUUUGUUCGUAGAGCUCGAUCAACUCAGAAGUCUGCUCCACGAAUCCAAGCAGAGAGAAUUCGAACUUCAGAACGAACUAGCAGAGCUUAAGCGAAAUGCUAGAAAUUAUGAACUUGAAAGGGAACUUGAGGAGAAGAAAGCAGAAAUAGACUGUCUUACUCAGAAAGUUAGUCUAUUGGAAGAAGAUAGAAGAGUUCUGUCCGAACAAUUGGUGGCUUUACCAUCAAUUUCUGAGAAGCAAGAGGAGCCGCAGACUGCACCUCAAAACGUAGAAGUGGAAGUUGUUGAGUUGAGACGUUUGAAUAAGGAACUCCAGCUUCAGAAGAGGAACCUCGCUUGCAGGCUUUCUUCGGUGGAAUCUGAGCUAGCUUCUCUUGCAAAGAAUUCCGAGAGUGAAGCUAUUGCUAAGAUCAAAGCAGAAGCAUCUUUGCUAAGACACACUAAUGAAGAUUUGUGCAAGCAAGUUGAAGGUCUACAGAUGAGCAGAUUGAAUGAGGUUGAAGAACUUGCAUAUCUUAGGUGGGUCAAUUCAUGUUUAAGGAAUGAGCUCCGUAAUUCGUGCCCCUCGGCAAGUUCUGAUAACCUAUCCAGCCCUCAGGCAACCGAGAGGAGCAGUGAAUCCGUUGGUUCAUUAUCUAGCCAGAAGGAGUACAUGGAUUAUAACAGUGCUAAGAGGAUAAAUCUUAUUAAAAAGUUGAAGAAAUGGCCCAUUACUGAUGAGGAUCUGUCUAAUUUAGAUUGCUCGGAUUAUGGUGUUUUAGUAGACAAAAAUUGGGCUGAUGCGGAGGAAGGAAGAAGCCCCAGAAGAAGACACUCCAUUAGCGGAGCAAAAGGCUGGCCCGAAGAAUUGGAACCAAACAAGAGGAGGCAAUCUGAUGGCUUUAUAUGUGCAAAAGAGAUGGAAAAGGAAGCAGACCCUCUUUCCACUCAGAAAUAUGAUUUGGGCGUGAGUCAAAGACCACAUAUUUUGGAAAAUUGUCAUGAAAUUAGCAGGAGUCUUGCCUCUUUAGACGUGGAGAAACGAGCAUUGCGCAUACCAAAUCCCCCGCCGAGGCCUUCUUGCUCCAUUUCAAGUGAACCUAAAGAGGAAAACAGAGCUCAAGUCCCACCACCUCUGCCCCCACCUCCGCCCCCUCCUCUUCCAAAGUUCGCUGUGAGGAGCGCCAUGGGAAUGGUACAGAGAGCUCCACAAGUGGUUGAAUUCUACCAUUCACUGAUGAAGAGAGAUUCUAGGAAGGAUUCCUCCAAUGGUGCCAUAUGCAAUGUUCCAGAUGUUUCAAAUGUCCGGAGUAGCAUGAUUGGAGAAAUUGAGAAUCGAUCAUCUCAUUUGCUUGCUAUAAAGGCAGAUAUUGAAACCCAGGGAGAGUUUGUAAAUUCACUGAUAAGAGAGGUCAACAAUGCAGUUUAUCUGGAUAUUGAAGAUAUAGUGGCUUUUGUCAAGUGGCUUGACGAUGAACUUUGCUUUCUGGUGGACGAAAGGGCAGUUCUAAAGCACUUUGAUUGGCCAGAGAGAAAGGCAGACGCAUUGCGAGAAGCAGCCUUUGGGUACAGGGAUUUAAAAAAAUUGGAGUGUGAAAUCUCAGCCUACAAAGAUGAUCCCAGAUUGCCUUGUGACAUAGCUCUGAAAAAAAUGGUUGCUUUAUCAGAGAAGAUGGAACGUAGCAUUUAUAACCUUCUCCGGAUAAGAGAAUCAUUGAUGCGGAACUGCAAAGAAUUUCAAAUUCCCACUGAUUGGAUGCUUGACAAUGGGAUCAUAAGCAAGAUAAAGUUGGGUUCAGUGAAGUUGGCAAAGAUGUACAUGAAGAGAGUAGCAAUGGAACUUCAGUCAAAGGCUGCAUCAGAGAAAGAUCCUGCAAUGGAUUACAUGCUUCUUCAAGGAGUGAGAUUUGCCUUUAGGAUUCAUCAGUUUGCAGGGGGUUUCGAUGCAGAAACAAUGCAUGCCUUUGAGGAUCUGCGUAACUUGGCCAACCUUCUGAACAAAAAGUGAAAGUCAUAGGACAGGGCAAAUGGAAAUUCAGUUGGUUUUGGUUUACUAUCUCGGUAAGCAGCAAGCAAGCAUUCUAGCAGUACAUUCAUCACACCAAGUGUGAGGGUGGUGUGCCUUCUUUCACAUGUGAGGGAGGUUUUCGAUUUUGAAACUUAGAGCUGCUGGGGAAGCCAGGGAAGAUUUGGUAUGACCCAUUAGACAGGCCUUAAGUCAACUAUAUUUUUUGUCCUCUGCCAUCCUUCCUCCUCCCUUCAUGAAGCAAGCUCCUCCAAAACAGGCAGGGUCCUACAGAAAGAGAACGUGGCAGACUGCCAGAGGGAGCAAGAUAAUUUUAUUAUGUUUAUGUAAAUUGUGUGUUUGACUAAGAUCUCAAACGUGGUCUUUGUUGGAAACAGAGUUUCUUAGUUAUGAGAUUUUUUCUCAGGUUAACCUUGAUUUCUAAGUUUUAGAAAUGGUUCAAUAAGAAGAAAACAGGUUUUUAUUUUCUGUUUAGGAAACGAUUUUGAGGGCAUGUUCAAGAUAUUACAGUAAGAUUAAAUUGCUGGUGGCAUGUUUGGGAAGAGCGUUUGUUUCAAAACUGGUAGCUAUGAAAACUGGUAGCUAUGAUUGUGAUAAUUUGAAAUCACAAUCCA